Leptopilina heterotoma is the source of this 321-nucleotide messenger RNA. RefSeq names its product insulin-2-like. The transcript has a single exon. Gene Ontology annotation, molecular function: hormone activity. Gene Ontology annotation, cellular component: extracellular region. The coding region runs from base 1 to 321 and encodes 106 amino acids. The record is from RefSeq and is a predicted model, not a curated record. NCBI's taxonomy places the organism in Eukaryota, Metazoa, Arthropoda, Insecta, Hymenoptera, Figitidae.
AUGAAAUUGCCAAGAGGAAGCAUUUGGAUUUUGAUUUUGUUCGUUGUAAUAUGUCAACAGAGAACUUCAGCGAAACCAUUAUUUAUUGAUGAAAAAAUUCAAUUGUGCUCCAAUGCCCUCAGUAAUGCAUUGUCAUUAAUUUGUGGUGAUACGGGAUAUAAUUCAUUUUAUUAUCCAAUUGGACGAGCAAUACGCAAAGGUGAAAUCGAUGCCAAUUCCUUGGACCGUGGAUCAAAUCCAAGAAGACAGGGAAUUGUUGAUGAAUGCUGUAGACAAUCGUGUUACUUAUCACAAAUGCGAGAAUACUGUAGAGAUGAUUAG